CCCUGAUCGAACGGUGCAGCAGCCCGCCAACACCUCGGACCCAACUCCAACCACCCAAGCAGCCAAAAAGGCAGCCGAACUUUACUCGACUUUAUUACUAUCCCACCAUGUCGGUCAUCCGGGAGCACACGCAGGCGACGCUGAGCGACGCGUGGCGGACCAUCAACAUCGACGCGCUGCAGGAGGACUCGAGCGUCAACUUUGACACGUCGACGCUGCACCCGCCGCUGCCCGAGGCCUCGGAGCCCGAGGUGCGCCAGCUGGCCGGGCAGGUACGGCAGCUCCUUCGGGGAGGCGACGCCGAGGGCGCGCUUCGUGGCUGCCUCGAGUCGCCCGUCUACUCCAACAGCAGCGAGCUGGCGCGCGACGCCCACCUCCAGACCGUCAUCGAGGUCCUGCAGAGCAUUAAGGCCAGUGAUAUGACGCCGAUGUUGCAGCGUAUUUAUGCUAGUCCCGGGGGGAGUGAGUGUUUGGAUGUGUUGAUGAAGUAUCUGUACAAGGGCAUGGCAGCGACAUCUACGGCAUCGGGCAGCAGCGCGCCCCGUACACCCACCCGUAUGACGCCCCAGCAGACCGGCUUUAGCCAGAUUGGUGCCCGUCCCGGCGCCCCUACCGAGUCGACCGGCGCCGCCAUGAGCGUGCUGCUCAGCUGGCACGAGAAGGUUGUCGAGGUGGCGGGGUUGGGGUGCAUAGGCCGGGUCAUGACCGACUGGCGGAGGGUAUGAAUGGACGUAAUGGGUUUCUGGCGUUGGAGCAUGGUUUGGCAGGCAAGAUUAACUUUUUUGCUGUGUAUAGACGGGGAGGCUGCGUAUUGAAGCCUAUGUGGAAUGUACCCGGCAACACGGCCUGGUUUUGACCAUCACGUCUCCGUUCUCGAAAGAAGUGAUGGGGAUUCCCAACCAUUGCUGGUGAAUUUGGGAUGGCAGCAAAUACCCGCGACAGCGUGAAGGUACGAAGGAGCCAGUAUACAAAUCUGUGGUUUACACUACCCAUCCGCCUACUUUUGCUCCAAAAUAUCCUUCAAAUUCACCUCCCCACUCCCUCGUUUCAACGGCUUCGGCUGGUUUCCACCCGCCUUCCACCCAAUCAUGUGAAUCACCCUGAAAGUCGCCGGGAUACUCCCGUCCUCAUUGCCGUGCAACGCCCUAUAAAUGCCCUCGUUCGCGAGCAACACAUCCCUACCAAU
Molecule: messenger RNA, 1186 nt
Organism: Canariomyces notabilis
Lineage: Eukaryota; Fungi; Ascomycota; Sordariomycetes; Sordariales; Chaetomiaceae
Product: Arp2/3 complex 16 kDa subunit ARPC5
Exons: 2
Coding region: 108-725 (205 amino acids)
Biological process (GO): regulation of actin filament polymerization; Arp2/3 complex-mediated actin nucleation
Cellular component (GO): Arp2/3 protein complex; actin cytoskeleton; cytoplasm
Molecular function (GO): actin filament binding
Source: RefSeq, a predicted model, not a curated record